Messenger RNA from Linepithema humile (Argentine ant), 4840 nucleotides. RefSeq names its product zinc finger protein 836-like. Lineage: Eukaryota; Metazoa; Arthropoda; Insecta; Hymenoptera; Formicidae. Gene Ontology annotation, biological process: regulation of DNA-templated transcription. The record is from RefSeq and is a predicted model, not a curated record. Gene Ontology annotation, cellular component: nucleus. Gene Ontology annotation, molecular function: DNA-binding transcription factor activity, RNA polymerase II-specific; zinc ion binding; RNA polymerase II cis-regulatory region sequence-specific DNA binding.
CAAAAAAAAUAUAAACGCAUCAAUAAAUAUACAUGUUGCCGCCAUUUUCUUAAGUGUGCGUCAUUUUAUACGCAAUAGUUUGCGAAGCAUCAGUGUCAAUCAGUGUGCAAUCAUUUGCAAGUGUAUCAAACAAUAAAUAAUAUAUCAAGCAAUAAAUUAGCACAUUAAAUUAAUAAUUGGUUAUAUUGAACAGAUAAUAUAACAGUGAAUUAUUCUGGAAGACGGAUCUUAUUGGUCUGUUGUUUCUUGUGAGCAUAGAGAGUAAGAUGGAAUAAGAUAGCUGUUCUAUUUGAGAAACCGCCAAAAAUGCUAGCCACAGACAUAUUGGUGGUUUGAUGGCAUAGAUGUACCAAAAUAUACUAAUCGCUCUAUACGGGGAUUAUAUUUCGUAUGUUAUCAUGUCCUACAUGUCGCUGUGCUUGUACAUGUUCGAAUCGUAGGAAGGAAAUGAUUUAGAGGUUACUGUUUAUUUUUCUUCGUUCUUUACGCCAAUUCCAAAUGGCGAGAAGAAGUAAAUUACUGAACGUUAUGGCUAAACGCUGUCGACUAUGCCUGGCCGACAGUGGUUUUAUGGUCAAAUUACGCGACGAAUUUGUAGAGCCCAAGCUCAAGGAUUUAACAAGAUGCACCUGCAUCGAUAUCGAGUACAACAAGAAUUUACCUGAUGGGGUAUGUCAUAUAUGCUUUUAUAAAUUGUCCAUGUGGACAGAAUUCAAAGAACUAUUUAUGCAAUCCCACAAAAUCCUCUUGGAACAAUUAGAAAUCUCGAAAGCACCUGAUAAUGCUGUAAACCAUUCUAAAAAUAAUAGACAUUUGAAAAGAAGUAUCAAAAGGACAAAUUUUAAUAAAAGUGACGAAGAUAGUAUUUCUCCUAUUGAUAAAAAAAGAUCUAAAAUAGAUGUAUCCUCGUCAGAAGUCACGAAUGUAAACACAGAUAAAGUUAUAAUAGAUACGAUAUAUAUAUCAGAGAGUGAGGAUGAAUCAAUAUUAUCCAAAAUUUCCCCUCAGAAAGCAUGCAAUAUUGAUAGAAGAAAGCUAAAUAAAAAUGUGAAAAAUGGUAGUGACAAGCAUACGGAAAAUAAAUCUUUUGAAUCAAAGAGGUCUAAGUUACAUGUAAGAUGCGGCAAAAAUAAACGCAGGAUAUUAGCCCUAAAGCGUUGGCAGGCAAGAAAGAAGGCACUCUAUGCCGCAACACAAAAGAGUGUAUCUGAUAGUGAAUCCAACGACGUGCAAUCAACACUUGUGCGGAAGACUCAAACAAACACUAACGUGGAUGAGGAAGCGAAAAAGCAAAAAAGAUUUGCAAAAUUGCUGAAAAAUUUAGAAACUAAUCUUGCGAACAAGUAUACUGGGUUUGGCAUAAGUACACCCAGAACGAGAUUGAGGAACCAAGCUAUGGUGGUCUUACCAAGUGAGAAGAAUAAUAUUGAGACAAAAAUUAGAUAUUCACCGGAAAAGGAAUCUUUACCUUCGUUGGUGGAAAAUAAUGUUACGGCGAAUGGUGCGAGAAAACCCAUAUCGCAGACGAAUAACACCAUGUUUACACCAAAGUCAUCGAAAACCGAGCUAGUAAUUGGUAAAACCACAUUCAUUGUAACGUCAAAUUUAGUUCUUCAGGAUCAACAAUGCAAUCAGACGUUGAAUAAUUCCAAGAAUUCCGAAAGCCUCAAUGGAGAUGUUAAUAGUAAGGAGAAUACUGAUAUUUUUGAUGCAGUUCAACUGCGCAGAGUGGUGAGUCCCGCAAUAUUCGAAAACAAAGAUGAAAUGAAAGAAACGACAAAGAAUGAUAUUGAGAGAUGUCUAGAUAUUCGAAUAGAGUCUCAUGAAUUCACGAUGUUGAAACACAUGCAAGCCGAAUUGUCGGAUUUCAUUCAGAAGGAAGUAAAGCAAAAAUAUCUAAGUAUAAACGAGGACGCUACGAAAACUGAUUGUGUGAAUAACACGAAUUCGCAACCAAAGCUCGAUCAGAAGUUAAAAAAUCUAAUACAGAACGCCAUAGAAAAGAAUAUCGAGCACAUGACGAAUGAGAAUGACACGAAGUGUCAGGAAUUCCAGAGGGUUUCACCGGAAUUUGUAAAGACAGCUGUACACUCGUCUCAGUAUCAGCCAAGAGUCGUGCUGGAGCGGUUAAAUCUAGCAAACAAGGUCAUUAAUAACGCAUUGAAACGGGCUGCGCUAACAAGUGAAUCGCACAGCGCAACUCCUCGUAAACGUCUUAUCGUACCGCCAAAGAAGUAUGACGAUUUUAACACUUCGUUGGAAUUAGAUGAUUUCACCGAAUUGGAAGAUACGAAGGUUCAAAAAACACCCAGAGCUUGCCCAAGAACGUACAAGAAUUCUACGACAAAACAACUUCGUCGCAAGGUUAUAUUAGAAAAGAGAAUUACAAAUAAUGAUUCGAUUGUUACAACUAAUAAAGAUAACAAUGCUAUGUCACUGCCAUCCCGUGUUAAAAAAGAUUUGAAAGUUAACGAAGAAAAGAUUGAUAAAAACAGAGUUGAAAUAAAGAAUCUAGCAGAUAUCGAGACUUAUGUGUGCAAGAUUUGCAAAUUUAGAUGUAACAGUAAGAAGAAUAUCGUAGCACACGUUCGAGAGACUCAUAUAAUUCCAUCAGGAGCUAAAGAUAACGAUGCUAAAGAAGAUUUGGCGAACAAAGAGAGUGAUAAAAAGGACGUUGAAGUAAAGACAUCAACAGAACCCGAGAUUUAUGUGUGCCAGAUUUGCAAAUUCAGGUGUAACAGUGUGAAGGACAUCGAGACGCAUGUUCGCGCAUCUCAUAUAACUUCAUCAGAAGCUUUUGAUGCGCCGCAAAAUACAAACAACAAUACAGUCACAUUGCCGCAAGAUAUAAACAAAAAUACGGCCACAUUGCCGCAAAAUGUAAACAAAAAUACCGCCACAUUGCCGCAAAAUGGAAACAAAAAUACCGCCACAUUGCCGCAAAAUGUAAACAAAAAUACCGCCACAUUGCCGCAAGAAAAGCAGAAGAAAAUGCGCUGCAAGAAGUGCCAUGAGAUAGUUGACUACCAAUGCGUGAAGGCGCAUGCUUUUUCAUGCAAAUUGAAGAUGCCAGAUUUGAUUUACGUGUGUCCCAUCUGCAAAGCUAAUUUCAAAGCGAAGAAACUAUUCUUGCAGCACUUUGAAGCGCACAAACCGUUGAAAUCAACAAACAAAACUAAGAACAAGGAGAUAAACAACGUCGAUGAGUCGCAAAUAAAAACUGCUGUGCCUGCCAUGUCACAGGAGAGUCAUACAGUUGGGCUGCAAUUGCCGACUGUUUCUGAGGCGUUGCAGAAGGGCUAUGCAAUUCAGACGAAUAGGAAAGGUAUUUGUGUAAUGCCGCUUAAGAAGCAGACAAAUGAGACGAACGUGCAAAGUACUACGAUCGAUGAAAGCAACAUUCAGUCCGACAAAGUAACUACCACAGACGCAAAGUCCAAUGUUGCGAAAAAUAUCGCACAGAAAAAUAAAGAGUACAAUUGUUUCUUAUGCGAAAAAAUCUUCAUAGACGAGGAACUGUUGAAGGACCACUUACAGCAGCAUUGUGACGAGCAGAGUGACGAAGAACGGAGUGAUAAAAAGGAUCCUAAACACAAGUGUACUAUUUGCGGCAAUAUUUUGGAAUCGGAUAAAGCCUUAGAAGAGCAUAUUUGUAAACAUUGGUUCGACGGCGAGGAUAGUAACAAUUUGAAUAAAACAAGCUCGAACAAUGAGGAGAACAAUCCUGAAGAUAGUACAUCGUCAGAAGAUGAAUUUCAUCAGUGCAGUCAAUGUUGGGAAUUAUUCGAUUCAGAAAUAUUGCUGGAGAUGCAUACAAGGGUGCAUGUGCAGAAAGUUCCAAAAGCAGCAGAAACCCAAAUUAUCUAUCAGUAUCAAUGUACGCUUUGUGACGAUCUGUUUGAUACAGAAAAGGAUCUGGAGGACCAUAUAAACUUACAUAACGGAAAUGCGCAAAUAUGCCAGUUAUGUGACAAACCGUUCCGCACGUUAGAAGAAUUGCAAGAACACGUUACAACUCAUUUGUAAUAUUAAGAAUGUUCUAAAUGUACAGAUUUAAUCGUAUUAUUUCAUUUUAUGCAUACAGAUUGUGAAUGUUAUAAAAUAUCUUUUGUUAUUGAAUUAUAGCGGUAACCAAUUAUAAAAUACAUUUGAAACAUUCACAAUUUAUAUUACCACAAAAUCUAUUAGUCACGAAGUAUACAUUUUUGAUCGUAAAGUUUGACAGUUUUUAUUUACUUUUAGUUUUUUAAUGUUUAUAAAAAGUAUAAUAGAAAACAUGAUAGUAUAAAAGCAUAAUAGAAUUAGAUAAAACAUACAACACAAUAUUUUAACAUAUGCAAUAUGCAAUUAUUUUUCAAGAUAACAUUAGCUUAUAACACUAUUUACAGAUUUGUCACCAAUAAUUAAUAAUAAUUAAUAGGUUGAGAUGUAUAAUGCUCAUUUCAUAAUUAUAUAUAAUAAAGUUCUAUGAGGUAUGAGUAGUUUACUUUUAAGCAUUGGAAAGAUUAUUUUAUUUGUUACAGAAUAUAUAUUAAAAUAGUUUCUUUUAUGGAAUAUUAUUUAUGAUUUAAUAUGACAAAAAUAUGAUAUCUACGUUUUACAUAGAACUUAAAUACGAUUUUAAAUACAAUUACAAUGAAAAAGGAUUUUUUUCUGUUUUGUUUAAUGAAUGACACUAAUAUCAUAAAUGUGAUAAAUUGAUUGAAUGUUUCAGGUGUAAAUGUCUUAAAUACACCAAGUGUGUUUAAUAUAUACCACAUAAAUUAGAAUUUGUGUGAAUUAAUAAUAUAAAAUUAUAAGUAAUUCAAUUUAAUGGACUAAUAUAUGAAUGACUAUUAAA